This is a messenger RNA of Nerophis lumbriciformis (worm pipefish), 1845 nucleotides long. Lineage: Eukaryota; Metazoa; Chordata; Actinopteri; Syngnathiformes; Syngnathidae. The record is from RefSeq and is a predicted model, not a curated record.
AUGUGUAUUGUGUUGCACAGAAAGAAGGAAAAUCAAGAGAAAGGAGCAAAUGAAAAAGACAAGGAAAAAGAAGGAGACAAGCCUAAAGAAUUAUUUGUCAUUAACCCAGCUGGAAACAUAUAUUACAACUGGCUCUUUAUAAUCACAUUGCCUGUCAUGUACAACUGGACCAUGAUUAUUGCCAGGGCAUGCUUUGAAGAGCUACAGCACAACUACAUCCUGUAUUGGGUUUUACUUGACUACACCUCCGACCUCAUCUAUGUGGCUGAUAUGUUCAUCAGGACCAGAACAGGUUUCCUUGAACAAGGCUUGAUGGUCAAAGACGAGAAGCUACUCCGCGACCGCUACGUCAACAGUUUUCAAUUCCAGAUGGACGUUGUCUCCAUGUUACCCACUGAUAUCCUGUAUUUCUUUCUGGGAUUGGACUACCCUGAGAUUCGCGUGAAUAAACUUCUAAGGAUUGGUCGCAUGAUGGAGUUCUUCAAAAGAACGGAGACUAAAACAAAUUACCCCAACAUUUUUCGUAUUGCAAACUUGAUUAUGUACAUCCUCAUUAUUAUCCACUGGAACGCUUGCUUCUACUUCUCAUUUUCCAAAUCGAUUGGUUUUGGGUCAGAUGAAUGGGUUUACCCAGCUCUAGAUGAUCCAGAGGAGCCUGCUUUUGGCCAGCCGAUGAGGAAAUAUGCUUUCAGCCUCUACUGGUCCACAUUAACCCUGACCACAAUCGGAGAAACUCCACCACCAGCCCUCGAUUCCGAAUUUAUCUUCCAUGUGGUGGACUUCUUAGUUGGGGUGCUCAUCUUUGCCACCAUUGUGGGGAAUAUCGCUACCAUGAUCUCCAACAUGAAUGCUGCCCAAGCCCAAUUUCAGGCUCGAAUUGACAACAUUAAACAGUACAUGCAGGUUCGAAAGGUCAGCAAGGAUCUGGAAUUGCGUGUCAUUAAGUGGUUUGACUACCUGUGGAACAAUGGCAAAGCACAGGACGAGCGGGAGGUGUUGCGGUACCUUCCAGAUAAAUUGAAAGCCGAGAUCGCCAUCCAAGUUCACAUGGAGACACUCAAGAAGGUUCGCAUCUUUUCAGACUGUGAGGCAGGACUGCUGAUUGAGCUCGUUCUCAAACUCCGGCCUCAGGUGUUCAGCCCUGGAGACUACAUAUGCAAAAAGGGCGAUAUCGGUCGUGAGAUGUAUAUCAUCAAGGAUGGAAAACUUGCAGUAGUCGCUGAUGAUGGUAUAACUCAAUUUGUUGUGCUGGGAAGCGGAAGCUAUUUUGGUGAGAUCAGUAUCCUAAAUAUCAAGGGGAGCAAAGCAGGCAACAGGCGGACAGCCAACAUCCGCAGCAUUGGAUACUCAGACCUAUUCUGCCUGUCUAAGGAUGACCUGAUGGAGUCACUGACUGAAUACCCGGAUGCUAAAAGCUUGCUGGAAGAGAAGGGCCGACAAAUCCUGAUGAAAGAUGGCUUGAUUGACUUGGACCCAGCUAACAUCAAGCCAGAGGCCAAAGAGCUGGAAGAGAAAGUCAACAGGUUGUACAGCACCAUGGAUCUGAUGCAAGUUAAACUAAAGAAAAUUCUGGAAAAAUACAAGAAAACUGAUAAGACUCUGUGGCAUCGCAUCAAAGACCUGGAGCGUCUGACAGGGGAAGAGGUAGAAGAUGAUGAAGAGGAAGAAACAGAGUUGAAAAAGGAGGAAAUUCAAAUGGAAAAGGAAAAAAUUGAAGAUAAAGUUACAGUAAAAGAGAUCGAUGGAGAGGAAAAGAAAGAAGAGCGAGAAGAGGAAGAAAAGGCUGAAGAGAAGGAUAUGAAAGAAAAAGACAUACAGAAAGAGGAACACGAAGACAAAAAAUAA